This is a messenger RNA of Mirounga angustirostris (Northern elephant seal), 6814 nucleotides long. RefSeq names its product POU class 3 homeobox 1 (gene POU3F1). Gene Ontology annotation, molecular function: RNA polymerase II cis-regulatory region sequence-specific DNA binding; DNA-binding transcription factor activity, RNA polymerase II-specific. Gene Ontology annotation, biological process: regulation of transcription by RNA polymerase II; brain development. The transcript has a single exon. The record is from RefSeq and is a predicted model, not a curated record. Lineage: Eukaryota; Metazoa; Chordata; Mammalia; Carnivora; Phocidae. Bases 42 to 1400 code for a protein of 452 amino acids. Gene Ontology annotation, cellular component: nucleus.
GCGGAGCGGCGGCGGCGGCGCGGCGCAGGGCGCGGGGCGGCAUGGCCACCACCGCGCAGUACCUGCCGCGGGGCCCCGGCGGCGGAGCCGGGGGCACGGGACCGCUUAUGCACCCGGACGCCGCGGCGGCAGCGGCGGCGGCGGCGGCCGCCGAGCGGCUGCACGCGGGGGCCGCGUACCGCGAAGUGCAGAAGCUGAUGCACCACGAGUGGCUGGGCGCGGGCGCGGGCCACCCGGUGGGCCUAGCGCACCCCCAGUGGCUACCCACGGGAGGAGGAGGCGGCGGCGACUGGGCCGGGGGCCCGCACCUGGAACACGGCAAGGCGGGCGGCGGCGGUACCGGCCGAGCCGACGACGGCGGCGGCGGAGGAGGAAGUUUCCACGCGCGCCUGGUGCACCAGGGAGCGGCCCACGCGGGCGCUGCAUGGGCGCAGGGCGGCACGGCGCACCACUUGGGCCCGGCCAUGUCGCCGUCCCCAGGGGCCGGCGGGGGCCACCAGCCCCAGCCGCUCGGGCUGUACGCGCAAGCGGCCUACCCGGGGGGCGGCGGCGGCGGCCUGGCCGGGAUGCUGGCGGCGGGCGGCGGCGGUGCGGGGCCCGGCCUGCACCACGCGCUGCACGAGGACGGCCACGAGGCGCAGCUGGAGCCGUCGCCUCCGCCGCACCUGGGCGCCCACGGACACGCACACGGACAUGCACACGCGGGCGGCCUGCACGCGGCGGCGGCGCACCUGCACCCAGGCGCGGGCGGCGGUGGCUCGUCGGUGGGCGAGCACUCGGACGAGGACGCGCCCAGCUCGGACGACCUGGAGCAGUUCGCCAAGCAGUUCAAGCAGCGGCGCAUCAAGCUGGGCUUCACGCAGGCCGACGUGGGGCUGGCGCUGGGCACGCUGUACGGUAACGUGUUCUCGCAGACCACCAUCUGCCGCUUCGAGGCCCUGCAGCUGAGCUUCAAGAACAUGUGCAAGCUCAAGCCGCUGCUCAACAAGUGGCUGGAGGAGACCGACUCGUCCAGCGGCAGCCCCACCAACCUGGACAAGAUCGCGGCGCAGGGCCGCAAGCGCAAGAAGCGCACGUCCAUCGAGGUGGGGGUCAAAGGCGCGCUCGAGAGCCACUUUCUCAAGUGCCCCAAGCCCUCGGCGCACGAGAUCACCGGCCUGGCCGACAGUCUGCAGCUGGAGAAGGAGGUGGUGCGCGUCUGGUUCUGCAACCGGCGGCAGAAGGAGAAGCGCAUGACCCCGGCGGCGGGCGCCGGCCACCCGCCCAUGGACGACGUUUACGCACCGGGCGAGCUGGGGCCGGGCGGGGGCGGUGCGUCGCCGCCCUCGGCGCCCCCGCCGCCCCCGCCGGCCGCGCUGCACCACCACCACCACCACACACUGCCCGGCUCGGUGCAGUGACCCCGCGGGCCGGGCCCCAGCCGGCGCGCGGCGAGGCGCCGCGCGGCCUGAACUCUUUUUGUUCGGUUGCUUUGGAUUUUACAAAAAGCCCAGAAACUUUCGAACAAAACCAAACACCCGGACGACCCUCUCUGGCGAGCGGCUGCGUCGCCCGAGCCCCGGGAGAGAGGAGCGAAGAUCCGGAACGCGCCAACUCACCCCGGGCAUCCUGCCCGCCGCCUGCUCCCUGCCCCCAUCCCCUCGACGACCCCCGCCCCUGCCCCCCGGGCUGUUCGGGGCCGGAUCCCGGCAGCGGCCUCCCCACAGCGACAGGUAACGCGGUACGGGGUUAGGGAUUCCCUGGGAGAGAGGACGAAGAGAGGAGGGUUCCCUGUCCCUCUCCCCGGCGCGGACUCCCGAGCCUGCGGGUCGAGGGUGGGGGACUGUCACUUAAUUCGCUCCACGCUUCUUUUCUCCCACAAGGAUGCACCCCAUCCCCCUCACCCUUCCUCCGGGCUUGGUUUUUUACGGUUUUUAUUUAUUCAUGGAGCCUCCCGGCUCCUGGGGUCCUUCUAACUCCGCCCGCGCCCUUAAUUUAAAUCGCUGUAUACUGUAUUUAUCGGGGCCCCGGAGGGGAGGCCGCGAGAGCCGCGUCUGUGUAUAAAAGCAGGAAAUAGCCAAAGCUUUAAUCUAGCCUAAUUUAUUUUUUUCCCUUACCAUCCCUUGCCCUACCCACUAAAAAGCAAAACAAAAACAAACAAAAAAAAAACUUAACAAAAAAAAAAAUUCGAGUGUUCAUUUUUCGUUUCGUUUUAUCCGAGCUGCGAUUCGGUUCCCGGCCACGCGGGAGGGGUCUGCGCUCCCACACACAGCCCCCGGGAAGAGGCUUCUGCCCCGCCGCAGACUGACCGCUGCACAGCUGGGCCCCCGCUCCCCGCGGGGCCCUGCCCUCCUGGCCACCGACAAACGAAACUUGAAAAAGUUGGAGAUAUUUUUUAACCAGCUGUAGAAAUAAGCCGUUCCCCUGAGAACCUUCUGCCUGAUUCCCUGCAGCUUCCGCCUGCUCCCUUUCCAGUCCCACCUGGGAUGCGGGAUGCUGGGGCGGCCAGGAGAGAAAUUCCCCAAGUUUGGGGUGAGGUGGGAACCAUGUAAAUAUGUGAGAUAUGUACACACAUUUUUGUGCUUGGUUUUUAUUUUUGGUUUUUCCGGGCUGCCCUCCAUCCCCAUCCGAGAGGAUUUUGUACACCGAAUAAUCCGAAAAAAAAAAUAUUUUAAUAUGAUUUCCAGAUUUCUGACCCAUCUCUAUUUAUUUUCUGGAUGUGUUUGGAGCUUCCCCCCUUCUCCAUUUCUUGUUCUGUUUGUUACAGUUUGGAUUUAAAUUUUGUUAUUUUAUUUUUAUUAUUUUUUGGAACAAUGUUUUGGUGCAUUCUUUGUAUCUUUAUUGCAAAAAAAAAUAAUGUAGACUGGGAAGUUCCCUUUAUAUUUAUGUUAUAGUAAAUAUUUUAUUACUCACAUAAACAUGUACCCCAGGGCUGUGUCCUGUCCUUUUUACUACCAGGGUUGGGUCGGUGUGCGGGUAAAGUGUUGGGAUACCCUGGCUAACCUCCCCUAAAGUCCUGGCCACACUAUCUUGGAGGAAGGUGACCACGCAGACCUUCUUUCAGGCCAGUAUGAGGACUGCCUCUUACUUGGGCAACAGUUGGAUCCCUGCCUCAGGCGAGUGAGCGUAGGGAAGAUGAAGCUGCCUCGCGUCCCCUCCCGUAAACAGACUAUCCUGAGACCAGACCAGGGCCUCCAACACUGCAGACACCACACUGAAUUUGGGACAGCCAUUCCUCAGGCACAAUUCAACUGCUUCUCAGCCAAGAAAGAAGCCUGCCUCACCUGGACCACCAGCCUGGUGUCUCUGUGCUCCCCACCCAAGACUCCAGGCCCCGGCUUCAGUUUCACUUUGCGCUCCAUGGGUGGAGUCCAGGCCAGCUCUACCCUUCCAGGACAUGGGGCGGUUGGAAGUGGGGCCAGGCCACACCAGCCUGCCCCAGCUGGCUCUCCACCCACAAACACAUGGUGCCCAAACCUAACCUGGAUCCACUGGGAGUCCUAACAGCUUCCACAGCGGUCCUGCAGGAAUUAAGUGGGCCUGGGGAGAGAGUCCUGCCUGUUUGCUUUGGCAAAGCCGGUCCCACUCCUCUGCAAACAAGCCACCUGGCCCAACUUCCCUCGUGGAGGAAAGAGGGCACAGACAACUGUGCCCCCACAAAGCCCUUCAAUCUCUCCAGGGAUGGGUACCCAAGGAACACCCCCCAACUCAGGGAGUGAUGCAUAUGCCUAAAUGAAGAUUCGGUGGUUGUGCAGCCCUGACGGGCGGCAGGGGGUGGGGGGAAGACAUAGUCUCAGACAUCUCCCCUCCCAAGCUUUCAGCCCCAACGUCUCCCCCUCCCCAGAGUCCUGAUGGUGGGGGCAGAUCUGAGUUCCAAGACCAAAGCCCAAGGUUACCUAUGUCCCAGUCAAGAUCCUCUUUUCCCUUUAAAGCAACUUUUAAAGAUACGAAUAAAAUAGCUCUUCCUGCUUCCUCCCUAGAUGCAGUUCCUUUCCCUCCUCAGGAGAAACCACAUGAGGUUUCUCUCACUCUUCAUGGACACAAAGCCUGAAGCAGCACAACCACUUGAUGGGGGGAGAAAGUUGUGUCCCUAGUGAGUGUGUGUGUGUGUGUGUGUGUGUGUCUGUGGCCCCCUCCUUCCAGGAAUUGGCCCAAGCCCAGGACUGGGAGAGGACUUGGCUCCAGCCGAUGUAUCUUGAGCACCCAGAUAGGUGUUCCCAGGCCUCCAGUUUGGUGGUCCCUGGCCAGGCUGAGGCUUUGGGAUGAUGGUACCAUGCUGAGAGUUCCCGGUGACUUUCUGGGCUCUGACCCUCAGUCUCAGGAGGAAUUAUCUCUGCAAGGACAAAGGCCGCCAAGAUUUUCCAAGGCUCAGCCUCUCACUCACCGCUGCUUUCUGUUUCCUCCCUCCUUCAGUCCAGCCUAGUGGGCGAUGAGCCCUGUGAUGGGCACCCGUGUCCCAGCCAUCGCCCACCCUGGCGGGCCAGUGAGCCUCCCCAGGCUUACAGACGGGGCCGGGGAUAUCAUGGCCAGGUGACAGCGUGGCCUCCAUUUCCUGCUCCACUAAGUACAGAACUUCAGAUCAGUCCCACACUCCCCCACACUCUCUACUUAUUUCUCCAUUCCUGGAUUUGUCCCAACCUCGGGGCCCUGAAAUGGAAGCAAGCGAAGCUCAGAGCUCCCUGCUGCCUGUUCCGCCCUGAGCCUCAGCAGGUUUGGAGGUUGGAAAGGCGACAGGGAAGACGGGGGCCUUUCACUGGCCUCUGCCUGCAGCUGACACCAAUUGAUUGAUUGAUUUCCUAAUUGUCUGCUUAAUCCCGUACAAGAGGGUGGAUUUAUUAUUUAAGCAAGUCAACUCAAAAAACAACAAAACAAUGUGGCCUCCCAAGGGCCAGCAGCAGCUGAGAAGUAGAACAAAAAAGUGGGAAGAAAAAAAAAAAGUGGAAACGAGGACGGAAGAAAAGCUUCCACUUUGUGAAGAUUUUACUUAAUGAGACAGCAGCCUGGGACAGCUACCCAGUGACCAACCCCUUGGUCACAGAAGUCCCCAGGGCUCCUUUCCCCAGUCUCCAGCCUGGGGAGGGGGGCGGUAGGAACCUCAGCACAUUUGACUGUGUAAGGAGAAACCAGAGGGAGAGAGAGAUUUUGCCCUGGAGUCUUACUCCCUGGCUAGAGUACGGUUUAGGAAAGGUCUCUCCACCCCGUAUGGAUGUGGAGCCACCUGCUCGCUCCAAGAGCCUCCACUCUCCUCGUUCAAGAGAGGCAGAUGGCCCCGGCAUCAACCUGCAAGGGAGCCCAAGCGUUCCCCAGCAGAGUGGCCAUCCUCUGAUCCCAUCUCUCUCCCCUUCUCACUUGAAGAGAAUUAUUGUCCAUGAUCAUGUGGCCACAGAUUGUGUUCGUUAAGAGAGCGUCACUCUCCCCAUGGGAACCUCUGUGUUGGUGUGUGAAGUUGUGUGUGUACCACUGUGCCUACAAAUCCAGAGCCACUCCCAGAGAUCGGAAAGGGAAGGCCAUGCUACACCAAGAAAGCUUUGAGCUGGGAGAACACUGGCAGUGUGGGCGCUGCCUAAAACCGGAAGAAGGAAGGUGGCCAUUGUGGUCACCUGUGCCCACCAAGGCAAACACAGAAGGGACCUGGCCCUAAACCCCAAGGGCGUCUGUAUCUCCCCCACCUCCUGGCCCAGGAGGUUCUGCUAGCUUGUAUGUGGCAUGGCUCAGGUCCUGUGCAAUCAUCCCUUGGCCCCAGGACCUGACUGGGUAUCCACAGGACUAGCUGACUCCCAACCACAGCUACCCACACCUAGAGCUGUUUGGAAUUGAGUCUCCUCUGGAGGGGCUCUGGGCCUGCGUGUGGGAGGGUCAAGAGUCCAGUGAUGACCCAGGUCCAAGCUUUCCCCAGCAGGGCUUGAGCUCCAGAAAGCUCUAGAUACGAGACCCACCUGAGCAGGGGUAGGAGUGAGAGUAGGUUGGUUAUCUGGCCCAGCGGCUCCCCCUAAGCUUGGCAAACAGGAGUCACCCGGGGCCUCCAGCUUAGGGACUGAAGCCAGAGGAGCCAGCAGUCUUGUCCCUGCCUGGCAUAUUUGAAGGCACUGGAGCCAAUGUUUGGCCGGCCCUUUGGGGCUCCAUGUGGGAGGACUGCCCUCUAUUGGUCCCUGAGCCUGGACAUGGCCAACCUCACAGCUGAGCAUCCCCCCAAAGUUCGGCUUCAAGUUGGCUACUCUAUGGGGGGUGCCAGGUAGAGCAGAGGCAACUGUCACCUCCAAGAAAGCAAGCCUGUGUCACACACACACACACAGACUUGCCUACACCCUUCCCUCACCCACCACCCCACUCAUUCCCCCAGCCAUUCUCAGGAAUCGCCAUCACACUACCUCCUGUCUCUCUCCCACUCGCACCCAUCCCCAGCCCUCCUCCCCUCAGCCAACGAAAGCCGCGAGCAUGCCCUUGCCAGCUUGCCCCCUCGCACACAUGCUCACACACUCGCGGUCACACCCAUACCACCGUGAUGCUGCCCAGUACCAGCCCUGUGGUCUCUGGCACCAAGCUCUCCAGAGCUACCUGGCGCUUGUAAACAUUUGACUUAACACACACAACCAUGCUCUGCAGCAUUGGACCAGGGCCCUUUCUCUCAGAAUUUGCAAGCACUUACCCCACAAACUGCUUUCCAAUCGCUGCCCAUCAUUGUUCCCGGCUCCUCCCAGAUCUCUCCUGCUCCCUUCAGAUAAUUAAAGUUAGGCUGUGUGUUUGUAUGUAUGUGUGAUCUUAUUUUUUAAACACACACCCCCACACGUACAUAUGCGUGUAUAUAUACAAACACACACAGCAAUUAGAUCUAUCC